Molecule: messenger RNA, 1956 nt
Organism: Rhododendron vialii
Lineage: Eukaryota; Viridiplantae; Streptophyta; Magnoliopsida; Ericales; Ericaceae
Exons: 1
Coding region: 1145-1588 (147 amino acids)
Source: RefSeq, a predicted model, not a curated record
GCAUGUCUGGAUGUAGGAAUUACAUACUAGAUGUUGAAUUGCAACUUGAGCUAUAAGAACUUGUAUCAGAGAAGUGGAAAUCAAUUAGGAUACUUAGUUAAGGAGAUAGUAUAGAGAAAAUGGUUGUUGGUGUUUAACUUUUUGGGCAUCUCUAUACUAAUACUUACAUGUAUGAAUUUAUGUGCUGUACGCCAGGUUCGGAAACGACAACGAGCACCGUGACUCCACGUAGGGAGUGAGCUCGUGUUGGUACCUUUUUGGCUGGACCUCGAGGUGGGUGUUCUUAUUUUUAAUAGCGGAAGAUGAGACACGGUGUAAAGUUAAUUUUCGUAUUGAAAUGGUUAAUAUUUGGCUUGAGCUCCUAAGCGAGAAUAUGAUCGUAGCCUUAGUGGCGUUAUAAUAUGGCCUUAGUGGCGUUAUUGAAUAUUGCCUUAGUGGCGUGAAUAAAUAUUGCCUUAGUGGCGUGACGACUAUUGCCUUAGUGGCGUAAAGAGUAUUGCCUUAGUGGCGUUGAUAUGGAAAUUGCCUUAGUGGCGUUAUGAAUAUUACGUAAUGGAACGUUAUUGUGGGCUGAAUAUUCUUGUUUUAAAUUGUUGAUAGCACUUGUCUUUAUUGCUUCUCUUAUUACGAAUAAGCACAUUCACUGAGCAAGUUGAAAGCUCACACCCCCACAGUGAUUUCUUUUCAGGUGUGUGACGGCACGCGGGUCCAUUGCAGAGUCUAGACAGGAGUUGUGUAUAUAGAAGUCUAGCUUUUUGACUCUUUUGAUUAUGUGCCUAUUUUUGGAGCUUGUAUAUGUUGUAAAUACCUGUGGGCACGUCUUGUAUGACGGUUAUUUUUGUAUAUAUGCAAGUUAAGUUUUUUUUUUAUGAGUUGGACACCUAGCUGGUGCUUUUAUUUACUGUUUGAGCAGGGCCAAGGCGUGGGUCCAUCCCAUUUGGAAAAUAAAUUUAGUGUGGUGUUUUCCGGGAUGGGGUGUGACAAUUUUUGGUAUCAGAGCCUAUGGUUAUUAGGUUCUGUAGACAUUUUUGAGUCUAGAACUUGCAGUGGACCAUAGGGAGUCAGUUAAGUUGGUGGUUAGCUUAUCUUUGCAUGUGUGGUAAAUAUUUAACUGCAAUGAUAUUUGUUGCUUAUCUUGAGUUCAAUGGCAGACAAAGUUAUGGACGGUCAGGAGAAAGAUUCAGGGGAUCAAGCAGGUCAAGGUGACCCUAGUGCUCAAAGUCAAUCGGAUAUCAUGCAGGCUCUUGCACGGUUUAUUGAGUUUCAAACAGGUGCACAAGCAAGCUCAUCAAAUCAGCCACGUAGUACCGUUCAUGAACAGUUUAUGAAACUUCAACCUCCAACAUUCUCUGGUGGUGUGGAACCAUUGGAAGCAGAGGAAUGGCUAAAGAGGAUGGAGUCUAUUUUCGAUGUUAUGAGUGUUUCUGAAGAUCAAAAAGUUACUCUUACUCCUUUCAUGUUAAAAGAUCAAGCUCGAUUUUGGUGGGAAGCUACGAAAGGGUUGCUGACUACACCAGCAAUUGGGGAACCGGAGCCUCCAAUGCCAAAAAAAAGUUACUUGGAAAGAAUUUAUCGCGGCCUUCAAUGAGCAAUACUUUCCUCUGUUGUAUCGAUAUGAUAUGGAGCACGAGUUUUCAAGUUUGAGGCAGGGAAGUAUGUCUGUUGCUGAAUAUGAUGCUAAAUUCAUCAAAUUAUCUCGGUUUGCACCAGACUUAAUCCGUACAGAGGAUGCUAAGUGUAGAAGAUUUCAGUUUGGUUUGGAUCCCGACAUUCGAGCUGGAGUUGCUACUCAUGAAGCAAAGAGAUAUUCUAACUUGGUACACAAAUCAAAGAUUUCAGAAAAGAGUGUUAAUGAGAAGAAAGAAAGGCAAGCACAAUCUAGGAGGGGUCGAUUUGAGGCUGGAUCAUAUAGACAGAGGUUUCAGGGAUCUCAAUUGAGCGGAGUGCAGGGUAGGC